Molecule: messenger RNA, 1328 nt
Organism: Python bivittatus (Burmese python)
Lineage: Eukaryota; Metazoa; Chordata; Lepidosauria; Squamata; Pythonidae
Source: RefSeq, a predicted model, not a curated record
UCUGCAUGGAAAUGUGACUUUUUCUUUGUCAUUCCCAGAUUAAGAAGCUGUUCCCCAACAUGCUCAUGAAGCUGCGGGUCUCACCUUCUUCGGCCCCGUCUCUGACCAUCUCCCCUGAAACCCUGUCGCUGACUCCUUUGGUUGAUAUCCAGGCAUUCGCGAUUCUCCCUAAUUCCUCCCUGGCUCCCCUCUUUCUGAUUGGGGUGUCAACCACAGUUUCAGCCAAAGUUGCUGUCAACUCUACUAGGAUCUUUGGGACACUGAAACUUGACAGGUUGACAUUCUCCUUAAAGCAUUCAGACAUUGGGAUCUUCUCGGUACAGAUAAUGGAAUCCCUCAUGAACUUCCUUGCAGCCAGCAUCCUAAUUCCUCAGAUGAACGCCCGUCUGGCUGAGGGGUUCCCCCUCCCGCUCCUGGAUCAACUGCAGCUCUCCGACCCCGUCCUCCAGACUCACCAGGACUUCCUGCUCUUUGCCUCAGACGUGCACUACAGACAGAGAAGAUGCUGAGAACAGACAGAGGGAAAGAGGAGCGAACGGAGCAAUAUUAACCCCACCUCGGUUGCGCUGGGAGUUCAAUUCGGAUUCUACGGAAAAUUCUCCAGGAACGGCUCUUUUAGCACUGAAUUCCCCAACCUGCAGCCCUCCAGAAACGUUGGGCGACAAUUCCCACAGUCUCUUGAGGCUUCGUGGAAGUUGUUAUCCCACGCGUCUGGAGGGCACCGGGUGGGGAAGGGUACUUCAGUGGCCAUUUUCUUCGCGGUAUUUCAAUGACGUCCAUGUCUUCCCUCCCCGCCCUGCCCUUUCACCUCUUCUGCAAGGUGACUCGAGCUCCAAGAAUCCCCCACUUGCAAGCUGACGGAGUUACGAGGAGGAACCCCUGGUGCUUUUCUGGGGUGCUGUCCCCGGAAACAGACGGGAGUAGCGUUGGAUGGAGCAAAGCCAGAUGUGUGUUUGCCCAGGCUUAAGCCAUUUGCACCUUUUGACAACUUUAAAAAAACAGCAACAGUUGGAGACACAGAGUGCAGGCAUUGCUCCGGGAUAGCAUUUCUCCUCUCGUUCCGCACCAGAUGGCAGCUGACCCGCCACGUGAAGGUGGAUUUUGCGCCUCAAGUUGGAAAAGAGCCCCCCAGAAGCCAGCCAGGGAACUGAGCCGGUAGCAGGCUCCCGGAGUGGACUUGCAAGGCCCUUCAGGGCGCCCGGAGAGCUUCAGGGCCACCUGGUCCAACCAGGGCAGGGCACCAGCUGCAGCGGCCGGGACAGCCGCUCCUCAGCCCAGGAGGGAGGCUGGGGGGGGCGCUGAGGCCUGGCAGGCUUGCUUGGAGCAGC